Molecule: messenger RNA, 1093 nt
Organism: Prunus dulcis (almond)
Lineage: Eukaryota; Viridiplantae; Streptophyta; Magnoliopsida; Rosales; Rosaceae
Exons: 5
Coding region: 234-722 (162 amino acids)
Source: RefSeq, a predicted model, not a curated record
GUGUGCGCCCUACUCUUUUCUCAAUUGGGCGGUGCAUUUUUUAAUAUUUUAAGGAAAUAAAAACCAAAACAGACAAUUCAUUCCAACUCAUCUAUGAUUGGUGCGUUGAACUCAGCUGGUGGGCCCAGGCGACUCAUACUCCUCCUCUUCCCUCUUUCCUUUCCUGGUUCUACAGUCUUUCAGUCUAAAGAAAACAGCAAUUAAUUAAUUGGAAGUGAGAAACGGACGAGGUGAUGACGGCCGCGGAUGCGACGACGUCGUCUUCACCGUCGACGACUGCAACGAUCCCGUCGAACCUCCCUAUCAUCGCUGCGUUCCUCGCCUGCGCUCUCGCUCAGUUCCUCAAGCUCUUCACCUCCUGGUACAAAGAAAGGAGAUGGGAUUCGAAGCGAAUGCUCGAUUCCGGCGGAAUGCCGUCGUCGCAUUCCGCCACGGUGACGGCUCUGGCGGUCGCCAUUGGCCUUCAAGAUGGCGUCGGAGGACCCGCUUUCGCCAUUGCUCUGGUCUUAGCAUGCAUUGUGAUGUAUGAUGCCUCCGGAGUGAGACUUCAUGCUGGUCGGCAAGCCGAGUUGCUGAACCAAAUUGUGUACGAGCUUCCUCCGGAGCAUCCUUUGUCCAGUGUUAGACCUCUGCGCGAUUCACUUGGACAUACUCCCUUGCAGGUUGUUGCUGGUGCCGUGCUGGGAUGCGUAGUGGCAUAUCUAAUGAGGAACACCAAAUAAGAUAUCUUACGACCGAUACCUGAUUCUUUGAGCUUCAUACUGAUUAGCUAUUGACUGGAGGCCGUAGUUUUGGAAACGGCAAGGGAAGGGCAGAGAAAGAGCUGAUGUAGGAUGAGUUCCUAAUUCUUGAAAGCAUGUAAAGGCAUUUACAGAAUAGGGGCCUCCACCUAGAUGCUGGGGUGGGGGACUAUAUUUUUUUGAUGGAUUUGAACAUUGUUGUUGUGUAUACAGAAGUUACCUUCACUAAAUAAAAGACACACCUUUGUGAAACCGUUGAUGUUCCAGAUUGUAUUCUUCUUUUUAUUGGCGUUUACUGUCAGUUUUUCUGUAAUUUGCUGACAUGAUUAACAGGCCACUCGGCUUUAAUAUGA